Molecule: messenger RNA, 369 nt
Organism: Brassicogethes aeneus
Lineage: Eukaryota; Metazoa; Arthropoda; Insecta; Coleoptera; Nitidulidae
Source: the annotation of a GenBank genome assembly
AUGUCCCCGAAGCCCUUCCUCGCGACGAUCACCGAAGUGAUGAGAUCGGGGAUGGAGGUGCCGGCGGCCAAGAACGUGAGCCCCAUCACCUCGGGCGGGAUGCGCACCGUGUCCCCGACCAUGUUGGCCCACCACACCAUCAGGUACGAGUACGCCGCUAUCCACAUGAUCGAUCCCAGGAACGUGAUCGGGAAGAACUUCUUACCUACAAUCGUCAAAACAAUACGUUUGAGUAGGCACAACAUCCUUUGUUAUAAAGCAAGAUGGAGCACCACCCUAUUACUGAAUCAAUGCGUACCUCAACCGAAUAUUUACAAAUCGGUGCAUAGGGAGACGAGGAUCGAUGUAAUGGCCAGCACGAUCCCCUGA